Messenger RNA from Meloidogyne enterolobii, 574 nucleotides. NCBI's taxonomy places the organism in Eukaryota, Metazoa, Nematoda, Chromadorea, Rhabditida, Meloidogynidae. The record is from the annotation of a GenBank genome assembly.
UUGCGCUGUUGAAGCUAAAUUUUUGAGAAUGCCGAUUAAAGCAUCUGGAGAAACGUUGAGGCAAUACAUCGUUAUUGGCCGUAAACUUCCUACAGAGAAUGAGCCAAAUCCAAAGCUCUACAAAAUGCAAAUUUUUGCCAGUAAUCAUGUUGUUGCGAAAUCGCGUUUCUGGUACUUUACUAGUAUGUUGCGUCGUGUAAAGAAGACUAAUGGAGAGAUUGUUUCGUGCCAAGAGGUUUUCGAAAAGAAGAUAGGAUCUGUAAAGAAUUAUGGAAUUUGGCUUCGUUAUGACUCUCGAACCGGUCAUCACAACAUGUACCGCGAAUACCGUGAUGUGACAAUGGCUGGUGCUGUCACUCAGGCUUAUCGCGACAUGGGUGCUCGUCAUCGUGCUCAAGCCGAUCGAAUCCAAAUAAUCAAAGUUCAACCGAUCAAGGCUGCCGAUUGCAAGCGUACUGGAGUUAAACAGUUCCACAACUCUUCAAUCAAGUUUCCUUUGCCGCAUCGUGUGAAUGACAAACGUCGAAAGAUGACUCCGUUUACGACACAGAAGCCGAAGACACAUUUUGCUUGA